Lutra lutra (Eurasian river otter) is the source of this 2522-nucleotide messenger RNA. RefSeq names its product dual specificity phosphatase 8 (gene DUSP8). Gene Ontology annotation, molecular function: protein tyrosine/threonine phosphatase activity; MAP kinase tyrosine/serine/threonine phosphatase activity. The transcript has 7 exons. The record is from RefSeq and is a predicted model, not a curated record. Gene Ontology annotation, cellular component: cytoplasm. Lineage: Eukaryota; Metazoa; Chordata; Mammalia; Carnivora; Mustelidae. Bases 246 to 2129 code for a protein of 627 amino acids. Gene Ontology annotation, biological process: protein dephosphorylation; negative regulation of MAPK cascade.
GGCGACGCGGCCCGCGCGCUCCCCCGGCCCCUGCCCCGGCUGCGCGGGCCCCCGCCGGGCCCAUGGGCGGCGCGGCCGAGCGGGCGCGCUGAGCGGGCGCGGGUCCCCGUGCGCCCCGGACGCGAGCGACGGCGAGGUCUGGCAUCAUGCCCGGGCCCUCUGCCCUCUAGGCCACAUCCCCGGCCUGCAGAGCAGCCCCUGGGCACUUCAGGGCUCACCCCUUCCCCACUGCCCCCUGCCCCACCAUGGCAGGGGACCGACUCCCUCGGAAGGUGAUGGAUGCCAAGAAGCUGGCCAGCCUCCUGCGGGGCGGACCUGGGGGACCGCUGGUCAUCGACAGCCGCUCGUUCGUGGAGUACAACAGCUGGCACGUGCUCAGCUCAGUGAACAUCUGCUGCUCCAAGCUGGUGAAGCGGCGGCUGCAGCAGGGCAAGGUGACCAUCGCCGAGCUCAUCCAGCCAGCUGCGCGCGGCCAGGUGGAGGCCACAGAGCCACAGGACGUGGUCGUCUAUGACCAGAGCACACGGGACGCCAGCGUGCUGGCCGCGGACAGCUUCCUCUCCAUCCUGCUCAGCAAGCUGGACGGCUGCUUCGACAGCGUGGCCAUCCUCACGGGGGGCUUCGCCACCUUCUCCUCCUGCUUCCCUGGCCUCUGUGAGGGCAAGCCAGCCGCCCUGCUGCCCAUGAGCCUCUCCCAGCCCUGCCUGCCUGUGCCCAGCGUGGGCCUGACCCGCAUCCUGCCUCACCUCUACCUGGGCUCGCAGAAAGACGUCCUGAACAAGGACCUAAUGACCCAGAACGGAAUAAGCUACGUCCUCAAUGCCAGCAACUCGUGCCCCAAGCCGGACUUCAUCUGUGAGAGCCGGUUCAUGCGCGUCCCCGUCAACGACAGCUACUGCGAGAAGCUGCUGCCCUGGCUGGACAAGUCCAUCGAGUUCAUCGAUAAAGCUAAGCUGUCCAGCUGCCCGGUCAUCGUCCACUGUUUGGCUGGCAUCUCCCGUUCCGCCACCAUCGCCAUUGCUUACAUCAUGAAGACCAUGGGCAUGUCCUCAGAUGAUGCCUACAGGUUCGUGAAGGACCGGCGCCCAUCCAUUUCGCCCAACUUCAACUUCCUGGGCCAGCUGCUGGAGUACGAGCGCAGCCUGAAGCUGCUGGCGGCCCUGCAGGGAGAUGGGGCGCCCCACCCUGGGACACCCGAGCCCCUCCCGGGCCCCGCGGCCCCACUGCCGCCGCUGCCACCACCUACCUCAGAGAGCGCCGCCACCGGGAGCGCAGCGGCGGGUGCGGCCAGGGAGGGCGCGCCGGGCGCCGGUGGGGAGCCGCCCGCACCCGCCGCCGCCGCCGCCCCGGCCACCAGCGCGCUGCAGCAGGGCCUGCGCGGCCUGCACCUCUCCUCCGACCGCCUGCAGGACACCAACCGCCUGAAGCGCUCCUUCUCGCUGGACAUCAAGUCGGCCUACGCCCCCAGCCGGCGGCCCGACGACCCCGGGCCCCCCGACCCCGGGGAGGCCCCCAAGGUGUGCAAGCUGGACAGCCCGUCGGGAGGCGCGCUGGGCCUGCCCUCCCCGGGCCCCGACAGCCCAGACGCGGCGUCAGAGACGCGCCCGCGCCUCCGCCGGCGGCCCCGGCCUUCCGCCGGCUCCCCGGCCCGCUCCCCGGCGCACGGCCUCGGCCUGAACUUCGGCGACGCCUCGCGGCAGACUCCGCGGCUCGGCCUCUCCGCGCUGUCGGCCCCGGGACUGCCGGGCCCCGGCCAGCCGGUGGGCCCCGGGAGCUGGGCGCCGCCGCUCGACUCCCCCGGCACGCCGUCGCCCGACGGGCCCUGGUGCUUCAGCCCCGAGGGCGCGCAGGGCACGGCCGGCGCACGGUUCGGCCCCUACGGCCGGGCGGGCGCGCAGGGCUCAGGGGGCGGCGACCUGCGGCGGCGGGAGGCGGCAAGGGCCGAGGCCCGGGACGCGCGGACCGGCUGGCCGGACGAGCCGGCCCCGGAGACGCAGUUUAAGCGCCGAAGCUGUCAGAUGGAGUUCGAGGAGGGCAUGGUGGAGGGGCGCGCGCGCGGCGAGGAGCUGGCUGCCCUGGGCAAGCAGGCCAGCUUCUCGGGCAGCGUGGAGGUCAUCGAGGUGUCCUGACGGUGGCCGGGGGACCCAGCGCCCGACGCUCCGCUGCCCUCGGCUCCCUGGCCCCGGGCCGCCGGCAGCCGGGCCCACUAUAACUAUAUAUUAUAUAUAAUGCAAAGAAAGGUAAAUGGUUUUACUGCGAUUUUUAUCAAGAAGUAAAUAUUUCGAUUUUUUAUUUAUUUAAGCUGUUCAUUUUGGCAACGAUUGGGCAACAGUGCGGCCGGCCCUCGGACUUCUAUUUUUACUGUCUGGUAUUUAAACUGAAACCCACGUUUCUAAGCAAUAUGAGGCCACCUUCAGUCCCAAGCUGGGGUGCCAGGCCUGGGGUCCCCUCCCUGCCCUCCCGCCCCCAGGAAACACUGCUGACCGUUGCAAAGAGGCUGCCGAGCUUUCGUGCACUUUUUA